Messenger RNA from Candidozyma auris, 1110 nucleotides. RefSeq lists its product as uncharacterized. Gene Ontology annotation, molecular function: tRNA binding. The record is from RefSeq and is a predicted model, not a curated record. Gene Ontology annotation, biological process: tRNA wobble position uridine thiolation. The transcript has a single exon. Bases 1 to 1110 code for a protein of 369 amino acids. Gene Ontology annotation, cellular component: cytosolic tRNA wobble base thiouridylase complex; mitochondrion. Lineage: Eukaryota; Fungi; Ascomycota; Pichiomycetes; Serinales; Metschnikowiaceae.
AUGCCUGAAAGAACAACUAAGAAGCCCAAGGUGACGGCGCUUUGCGAGCUAUGUCACGGGCGUAAAGCGGUAAUGAAGAGACCAAAAAAUCUCCAAAGGUUGUGCAAGGAGUGCUUUUUCUUGGUGUUCGAGACGGAAAUCCACAACACCAUCACGGGAGCCAAUCUCUUUAGUCCAGGUGAGCUGGUCGCUAUUGGUGCUUCGGGCGGAAAGGACUCUACUGUGCUUGCUUCCGUUUUGAAGACGUUGAAUGAAAGAUACAACUACGGCGUGAAGCUUGUUUUGCUAUCUAUAGAUGAAGGUAUCAAGGGAUACAGGGAUGAUUCUCUCGCGACAGUGAAACGGAAUAAAGACCAGUAUGAUAUGGAUUUAGAAAUCGUCUCAUAUAAGGAUCUAUAUCUGUGGCUGAUGGACGAGAUCGUGGCUUGUGCUGGUAUGAGAAACAGCUGCACUUACUGUGGAGUGCUCAGACGACAGGCGUUGGACAGAGGCGCUGCCCAGUUAGGAAUAUCGCAUGUUGUUACGGGCCAUAAUGCUGAUGAUAUGGCCGAGACGGUGCUCAUGAAUAUUCUAAGAGGCGACACCGCGAGGUUGGAGAACUCUACAUCUAUAAUGACACAGUCAUCGGGGCUGCCGAUCAAAAGGUCAAAGCCGUUCAAGUACUCUUACCAGAAAGAAAUCGUGCUCUACGCACAUUACAAAAAAUUGGACUAUUUCUCGACUGAGUGCUCAUAUGCUCCAGAGGCAUUCAGGGGCACCGCCAGAGAGCUUCUCAAGUCUUUAGAAGCCAUACGCCCCUCGUGCAUCAUGGACAUCAUCUACAGUGGAGAGCACUUGGCAUUAGCUCCCAAGAAAAAGAAAAAGACGGUUGCUUACAAGAAUAAGAAGCCUGCUGAGCAGGAGAUCAAUCCUGAUGGUUCAGUCAACAUAAAAAAGAAGACUGAUGGGAACACCUGCGAGAAAUGUGGGUACAUCACUUCUAAUAAAAUUUGCAAGGCUUGUGUAUUGCUAGCAGGUUUGGAAAGUAGUAGGGCUAAGGUUAGCAUUGAUGAUGGUGUCCAGGAUGGGCCUGCAAAGCUUACUAAAACCUUAGAGCAGUUGACUUUCUAA